Messenger RNA from Clonostachys rhizophaga, 1218 nucleotides. Lineage: Eukaryota; Fungi; Ascomycota; Sordariomycetes; Hypocreales; Bionectriaceae. The record is from the annotation of a GenBank genome assembly.
AUGGCGCAAAUCGUCCUCGACCUGGUCUACUCGCUGGGCAACUGCCUCAACUGCUUCCCCGGCUCGCCGACGCUCAAGAUCAACGGGCGCAGCUUCAAGAUCCUCCAGCUCCUCGGCGAGGGCGGCUUCUCCUACGUCUACCUCGUCGAGGACACCUCGACCCACAGCCUCUUCGCCCUCAAGAAGAUCCGCUGCCCCUUCGGCGCCGAGUCCGUCCAGCAGGCCAUGCGCGAGGUCGACGCCUACCGCCUCUUCGCCCACGUCCCCUCCAUCAUCUCCGCCUUUGACCACAGCGUCGCCACCGAGCGCGGCGGCGACGAGGCCUCCAAGACGGUCUACAUCCUCCUCCCCUACUACCGAAGGGGCAACCUGCAGGACAUGAUCAACGCCAACCUCGUCAACCACGCCCAGUUCCCCGAGCGCCACCUCAUGACCCUCUUCCUCGGCGUCUGCAGGGCCCUGCGCGCCAUGCACAAGUACAAGACCCCCGUCGAGCGCAUGGAGAUGGGCGACGAGGCCAGCCAGAACAACAGCAAGGGCGGCACCAGCAGCAAGCGGACGGAGCUCGAGGAGGAGGGCGAGCAGGAGCGGCCGCUGAUGGAGGCGGAGAACUCGGUCCGUAACUCGGGGCCCGGGGGCAAGACGCAGAGCUAUGCCCAUCGUGAUAUCAAGCCAGGCAACAUCAUGAUCGACGACACCGGCGCCGCCCCCAUCCUCAUGGACCUCGGCUCCGUCGCCCCCUCCCCCAUCCCCGUAUCCUCCAACUCCGUCGCCCUCCAGAUCCAAGACACCGCCGCCGAGCACUCCACCAUGCCCUACCGCGCCCCGGAGCUCUUCGACGUCCGCACGGGGACCGUCAUCGACACCAAGACGGACAUCUGGUCCAUGGGCUGCACCCUCUACGCCUGCCUCGUCGGCAAGUCCCCCUUCGAGAUGCGCUCCGACGAGACCGGCGGCACCCUCAGCCUCUGCGUCCUCGGCGGCGACUGGCGCUUCCCCGACGAGGGCCCCGCCGGAGUGAAGCGCUCAAACAGCAUGCGCAACCCGCAGGGCUCCUCGGCCAACGCCCCCGCCACCCCCAGCGCCAGCAUCAGCGAGCCGAUCCGCCAGGUCGUCCGGAAAUGUCUUGCCGUUGAGCCCGCCGAGCGGCCGGAUAUCGACGAGCUCAUCAUGAUGGUGGAGGACGUCAUUGAUGAAUUACCAGAGGAUACCGAAUAG